This is a messenger RNA of Haplochromis burtoni (Burton's mouthbrooder), 1751 nucleotides long. RefSeq names its product chromosome unknown C1orf50 homolog (gene cunh1orf50). NCBI's taxonomy places the organism in Eukaryota, Metazoa, Chordata, Actinopteri, Cichliformes, Cichlidae. The coding region runs from base 131 to 700 and encodes 189 amino acids. The record is from RefSeq and is a predicted model, not a curated record. The transcript is spliced from 5 exons.
UGAUCCCUACAGUAUUUUUAGUUGAAAACGAGUUGGUUGCAAAACAGGCAAGUGGACAGCCUACAGAUAGGUUGUGAUUACUGAUAUUACUCGAGAGAGGAGUUUAUAGUAAAACUUCAAGGAAGACGACAUGGACAGGACGGUCAGCCUGCCUAACCAGCCCGAGAAAACCACAACAGUGACUCUGGUUGAGAGCAGCAGUGCUCCCAGUGGGCUGGAACUAGUUAGUUCCUACCAGACCAACAGAGUUGGAGACCCCAUGAAUCUGGUUGCUCUUGCAGAGCAAGUCCAGAAGGGAGAUGAGUUUGUAAAAGCCAAUGCCUGCAACAAACUGACAGUCAUUGCAGACCAGAUCAGAUACCUGCAGGAGCAGGCGAGGAAGGCUUUGGAAGAAGCCAAAAGAGACUCUGAACUGCACCACGCUGCUUGUAACAUUGUGAAAAAGCCAGGCAACAUCUACUACCUCUAUCAGAGGCCAUCGGGACAGAAAUACUUCUCCAUCCUCUCGCCUAUGGAAUGGGGUCCAAGCUCCCCUCACCCAUUUCUUGGUGCAUUCAAACUUCAACACGACAUGUCGUGGACCCCCUUUGACGAGGUGGAGAAGAGAGACGCGGAGCUUGCCGUCAUGGACAAACUCGUCAGCCAGCAGACAGCCUUACCUACGUACGCAGGACCCAACUUCAGAGGCCUCACUGAAUAAAGAACAGACUGCUCCAACUUGUACACACUGGGCUUUUCAAGGACAUGAGCCAGAUGCUAACGCUAGUCUUAAAGGAUUCCAGAACUGCUCGUGUCAGUCACAAAAGCUUCACCGACUUUCUCAUGUUGCCUUAAGGACACAACUUGUUAAGUUUAUGUUUGUACACACACACAAAUCUUUUCUAAAAGUGAAAAUCUCUGAUAGACUUUGUCUGGACACUUUUACUGUAUAAGAGCAUUUAUUAGAACUCGUGUAGCAGAAUAUUCCACCAACCUUCAGCACAAGGAUCAGAUAUAAAGCUGCACCACAGAGCUCAUCCAAAAACACAAGAAGCUGACAUCCAGUCUUUUCUCACCAAAAGGAAUUGUACUUCUGCGUCUCAUGUUAGUACAGCAUCAGUCUGCAAUUUUUCAGCAGAAUUCUAGGUUAGCAUAGAGUUUAAGAAAAAACUGAACCACUCCAAAAGGUUUAGCUUUUUAGCACCAUUAGUGGUGAAACAAGGCACCUUAUCCAGCUGUAUUCUUGAAACUUGGGCUCUUGAUUAAAGCCCAACUGUAAGACAAUAUUGAUAUAUGGUGAUUUAAAAAAGCCAAUAUUUUUUUCAAAUGUGCUAUGUGUAGUUAUUUAUGAGUGAGGACUAGGUUAAUGUGACAACUUGUUUAUGGUCUGACUGGACGAGUCAGCUGGUUGUCAUCCCUGUGGCAUUUCCAUCAGUGCCCUCUAGUGGACAAACUACAAUGUCAACACUUGUGGUUGAAGCAUGUUUCUCCGGUGUAUUUAUUUUUUCUAGCUUUUCAGCCAAAAGAGAGAAGACCACUACCAAUAUUUAGACCAGUGGCUAAUACAUGGCAGGGUUCGGGAUGUUCCUAAUGAUUACUUUACUGUUUAACAUCACUGUACAGUAAUCAAAUAUGGCCACUGUUAAUAUAAACAAUUGCAUUACUGGUACAGAAGUGAGGGCAACAAUGGUUAAUUAUCUGGUUGAUGAGUUUGCACACUCGUAAGUUAUAAAUUGGCUUUUCUUAAAAAUAAAAUAAAAGUGUAAAGAUGA